UUUGUUGGAUGGAGGGUGUAUGUUCUCCACUAUGCGAUUCGUUUCUUCUUGAUUGCAAACCCUGAUGGCUUUCUCCAAGUAAUUCGUGCCCACCUUUCCUGUUUAUUUACUACAUGGUCCGCUUUGCUCCCGUCAGUGUCUCCGGCUCAAUUGACUCCUGGAUGGAUCUUUUCUGUGGCGCUUGCACCGCUGAUUCCUCCAACGAGAUGCUCAAGAAAUCCUACAAGCUCACCUACUUUGACAUCCGCGGCCUCGCUGAGAACUCCCGUUUGAUCUUGGCUGCGGCGGGCCAGAGCUACGAGGAUGUGCGCUUGAGCUUCAGCUUCGGCACGCCCGGGGACUUCAGCACCAUCAAGCGCCCUGAGUUUGAUGCGAUGAAGGCGGCGGGACAGUUGGACUCCUCUUUGGGCAAAGUGCCUCUUUUGGAGGUGGAUGGGGCCAAGAUCGGCCAGUCCAAAGCCAUCGAGCGCUUUUUGGCCAAGGAGUUGGGCAUGAUGGGCAGCAACAGCGUCGAGGCCGCGCAAGUGGAUCAGCUGGGCGAGACGGUGCGUGACAUCAAGGACGCCUACCAGAAGGUCCGCGGCCUUCAAGAUGAGGAGGCCAAGAAGGCUGGUAUGGACAAGUGGUUUGCCGAGGACUUGCCUAACUGGUGCGCACUGGCAGAGAAGUCGCUUCCUCCUGGACCAGGGCCUUUCUUGGUGGGUGGCAAGGUUUCGCUCGCCGAUAUCUUGUUCUACACCUUGCUUCUUGCUCCAGGUUGCUUCUUUGACAACGCGGAGGGUGCGAAGGCGGCCUUCCAGAACUGCCCCAAGUUGAAGGCCGCCCUGGAGGCGACGGAUGCUUUGCCCCAGCUGAAGGAGUACAUCUCCAAGCGCAAGGAGACACCGUUUUGAGGGCCAGUUUGGCCAUUUUGCCGGGAGAUGGCGACGAUCAGGCAUGUUUUGUAGACUGAGGAUCUGAUGUUCGAAGCAGCAUUGUUGUGAAGACUGACAGCAGGGCUAGUUUGCUAGCCCGAAAUCCAACCAUCCUGGGCAAGAUUGCACCCCCUUUGAAGCGGGGCCAAAAUUGUUUCGGAGGGAAUGAUCUGGGCAACUGCGCUUUCAGCUUUUGCACCGGUCAGCCUCGUAAUCGAAGCACCUGCCUAUAGGCUAUAGGAUAGAAAAAGACGCGGCAGAUGGUCAGGUAACUUGCUCCCAGCUGGUUCUGGGCUCAAUUCCAGACAGUUGUUCGGCAAACUUGUGUAUGA
Molecule: messenger RNA, 1246 nt
Organism: Durusdinium trenchii
Lineage: Eukaryota; Dinophyceae; Suessiales; Symbiodiniaceae
Source: the annotation of a GenBank genome assembly